Molecule: messenger RNA, 621 nt
Organism: Vanderwaltozyma polyspora DSM 70294
Lineage: Eukaryota; Fungi; Ascomycota; Saccharomycetes; Saccharomycetales; Saccharomycetaceae
Gene: SCP1
Product: Scp1p
Exons: 1
Coding region: 1-621 (206 amino acids)
Molecular function (GO): protein binding
Source: RefSeq, a predicted model, not a curated record
AUGAGUUAUGGUAUAAAACCUGAUGUUACAUCCUUGGAUGAGGAUUUGAAACUUUUAAGAAGUUCAAAAUUCUCACAGGAGGCUAUUAGUGAUAUUAAAACCUGGAUACUAAAGUCUGUUUUAAACUUGAAUUUGGAUGAUUACAAUAAUGUUACCCUUUUGGAAUUAUUAAAGGAUGGUACCAUACUGUGUAAGUUGGCUAAUGAGUUGAUCAAGCAAGAUGGCGGGGACAAUGAUUCAAUUAAGUUGAUCAAAUGGAAAGAAUCAAAAAUGCCCUUUGUUCAAAUGGAACAGAUAUCAAACUUUUUAGCUUUUGCUAGAAAUUAUGGUGUGCCUGAAGAUGAAUUAUUUCAAACUAUCGACUUAUAUGAAGAACAGGAUCCUGCUAUUGUAUACCAAACCUUAAAAUCAAUUUCAAGGUAUGCAAAUAAAAAACAUCCUGAGAGAUUCCCUGUAAUUGGUCCACAACUAUCAACAAAGAGGCCUCGACCACCUGUCAAGGGUAAACCAAAGCAUUUACAAUCUAGUGGUGGCUGGAGUUCUAUGGAAUAUGGGUUUAUGAAAGGUGCCUCACAGAGCUCAGAAGGUGUCGUCUUUGGUCAAAGAAGAGAUAUUGUGUAG